CACGUCUCCCACGCCGCGAGCCAUCCUGAAGGAAGACGAUCAUGGCGUCGCCGAAGGAGGAGGAGGAGAUCAAGGCCAUGGAGGUACAGAUCGAGAAGGACCCCAGCCGGAAGCACGUGUUCGACGUCAUCAUCGGCGGCAAGUUCUUCCUCGCCGCCACCGUCGCCGGCGGCCCCGAUGGCGGCGGCGGCGGCGACGCCGCCGUCAAGGACUGGGUCCAGCAGGUCCAGAAGUCGCACCGCAAGGGGAAGAAGGGGGAGGCCGUCGUCGUCGGCGUCUCCGCCGAGCGGAGCCGGAGCUACGCGAACGCCCCGUACAAACCCUACAUGUUGACGCCUGGUUCGAAGGACAAUCCCUACGACUUGCUUCAGCUGUGCGUGGGGAACCAGUGCCUUCUCUACGAGCUCCAUCCUUCGCACCCGAUCCCCAAGGUCCUCAAGGACUUCGUCCACGACUCGAGGAUCUUCGGCGUCGGGAUGGAGGCGAUGGCCAAGGAGCUCGAGAGGGAGUUCGGGCUGACGAUGCGGAAGCCCGUGGAGCUCCGGAAGCUGGCGGAGAGGUCCGAGGAGGUCUCGGCCGGUUACGUGGACUUCCGGAGGAAGAAUCUGGAGCAGCUGGCGAGGGUCGUGCUGGGAGGGGAAGCGGAGGUGGCGAGGCCGAGGAAGAUGAAGUGGCGGAAUCAAUAUAAGUACGGCCCGGGCGAGUGGGAUUAUGAUCUCAGGCUCUCCGACGAGUUGAUCAAGCACGCGAGCAUCGACGCUUUCCUGGCUUGCAAGAUGGGGACGAAGCUGUUGAAGAAUGUUGACUGAUCCUGGUUAGUCCCGCGCUUUUCUGGGUACAUACUACUGAUACGGUGGUGAUUAUCAAGUUUGUCGAUGAUGGAAUUGAUGAUCGCCAAUUAGGCAGUUUUAGCACAAGAACUCCGUCGUGUUUCUACAAUAGUCAGUCUGGUUUAGCGGUAGAAUCGAGGAAGUCCGAGAGAAUUCAGUCUCUUUUUCCUCUGUCAGAUUAGGGUUUCCCUUUUCGAUUUCCCGUGUGGGGAUUCGCCUUCGAAAUGGUUCAUCAGUGACCCUUUUUACUGUGAUCCGUCAUGUUGAUAUCGUGCUUUUAAAAAUUUGAACUUGGGUAUCUGCUCGACUUGAUGAUGGCUGUCAUCAACUCUGCAUUCAUUCUGAUUCAUUAGAGCUUUUGAUCGUGGUCUCGAA
This is a messenger RNA of Syzygium oleosum, 1205 nucleotides long. RefSeq lists its product as uncharacterized. The transcript has 2 exons. NCBI's taxonomy places the organism in Eukaryota, Viridiplantae, Streptophyta, Magnoliopsida, Myrtales, Myrtaceae. Gene Ontology annotation, molecular function: 3'-5' exonuclease activity; nucleic acid binding. Gene Ontology annotation, cellular component: cytoplasm; nucleus. The coding region runs from base 42 to 809 and encodes 255 amino acids. The record is from RefSeq and is a predicted model, not a curated record.